AUGAAGAUCAUGAGUCGUUUGUACGAUAAGUUUGGAUUCAUUGAGCGAAAAUGCGAGAGAUGUGACUUUGGUUGGAAAGGCGUUUCCUGCUCGGAAUGCGUGCCACUGGCAGGCUGCCAAAAUGGAUACUGUCGCACAGCUCAUCAGUGUGAAUGCCUGAAAAAUUGGGGAGGUCUAUUAUGCGAUAUUGACCUGGAUUAUUGCUCAAACCACAAGGAUCUGUGCCAGAACGGUGGCGUAUGCCUUUCGAACGGUGUAGACCUAUACAGAUGCAACUGUACGGCAGACUUCGAAGGCAAAAAUUGCGAAAAGAAGAAAGAAAUUGACUGCACGAUGCUUGACUGCGGAAUGGGAGUAUGCGUAAUGGGCAGAGCGCCUGAAUGUGAAUGCCCCCUUGAUCGCAGUGGGACACAUUGUGAAUAUCUAGAAAGUGAGCCAACAUAA
Molecule: messenger RNA, 444 nt
Organism: Cylicocyclus nassatus
Lineage: Eukaryota; Metazoa; Nematoda; Chromadorea; Rhabditida; Strongylidae
Source: the annotation of a GenBank genome assembly